AUGCACUUCCCAAUCCACUCCCGGCGGCGGCUGCGGCUCGGGCUCUUCCGGGCGCCGCAGCUUCCUGCCGAGCACCGCGCAGCCGCCUCCGCCGCGGAAGCCCCGGGUGCAGGCCGCGGCGCCGGUGCGGGACCCGGGCUCGGNCCGCGGCCGUCGCCCGGCCCGGGGCCCGGGAACGCCACCCGGACGGGGUCCGAGGCGCCGGCGGGCGGCGGCGGCAGCUCCAACAGCAGCGGCGACGCCCUGGUGACCCGCAUCUCCAGCCUGCUCCGCGACCUGCCCACCCUGAAGGCGGCCGUGAUAGUGGCGUGCGCCUUCACCGCGCUGCUCAUCGCCUGCCUGCUGCUGCGCGUGUUCAGGUCGGGAAAGGGGUUGAAGAAGACCCGCAAGUAUGACAUCAUCACGACUCCCGCCGAGCGAGUGGAAAUGGCCCCACUGAACGAGGAGGAUGAUGAGGACGAGGACUCCACAGUAUUUGACAUCAAAUACAGGUAAAAUCUCUUUCCAGCAUGUUGGCAUCCUGUGGAACACUGGUCAGCUGCAGUCUGGGGUGUGAAGGAUCUGGAAGUUCUCUCGUCCGAGGUGUUGAAAGCAAAACAAACGUUGAUGAAUCUCUGGCACAACGUUGCGUGUGUCGAACGUCAGCUCGGAGUGCUACUGCAGGAGAGUCCCCUCGACCACACUCGGGAUGCCCCCUUUAAAAUAUCACCCUUGCCUUGCUAAGGGACAGGGGUAGAAACAUUUUGACUUAAAAAAAAUUAAUAAUUUUAAGGUAACUGUUGACAAAAGUAAAGGGUAAAGAUCAGAAGUUAACAGGAACCUAAAAAACACAAAAAGCCUGAAGAAUAUUCAGCUUAUAAUUUCUGACGUUCUGCUCUCCUGGAUCUACGACAUUCUAGACGUCUGAGCUUUUGGUGAUCUUUCGGGCUUGGCCAAAUUCUGGCCUGCUUUUGGUGAUGGCUGUGUGAAAGUUCAAAGUUGAAAUGUUGAGCGCUGGCCAGCCCUAGCAGAAGUAUAACUGGUAUUUCUGGCUCCUUUCCUUUCCUUUUUUUUUUUUUUUAAAAAAGGCCCAGCAGAAUCAGACAUAGCUAGUUCACAAAGAAUUUUGAAUUCAGGGAAAAACCUAUACGUAUGCGUGUAUACAGGUGCAUACGAAUGUGUGUGUACACAUAGAAUCAUUUCUCCUUUUCUGGGGGAAGAGGCAGGACAGGCAGCCUUUGGUUAGGAACAUCCUCAGUGUGUUUCUCUGCCCUGUUCUACACUGUUGCUCUUGGAAAUGUAAUUUAAAAAGAAUCACUCCGGUGAUUCAGAUGGUUGGGGAUGGGGCUGGCUGGAAAAGGCACAGUGUCGGGGACUGGGUUUGAAGUUGGGUCUAGGCCAGGCUGGACCCAGGAGGUUACCGCAGCAAGGCCCCUCCCGCAGGUGUGGGUUGUGGGUUGGGGGGGAGGUGGUGGCUUGUUUCAGAGCCUGUGCGCCCAGAUGUCUGCCAGCUUCUAGAAGCAGGGCUGACUUCUCAGGGUUGAUGGAGAGAGACCUCGCAUUUUGCUGUUUCCCGGGGGUUGAGAUUAUCUGCUACAACCAAGCCGCUUCUGCUAAAGCUUGGUUAGCAGUGCCUUUGGGGCCCUGGGACUCUGUUCUUUCUGGAGGAGGGGUUUGCUUUUCUUUUUCUUCUUCUUUUUCUUUUAAUCCCCUUUUUCCUGGCAUUCUGCAAGGUUUGUGCGUUUGCCUGUGGAUGCCUGCACCGUUGGCUGUGGAUGAAAACUCUGUAGCCUUUUCUGACUCACCUGUUCUCAGAUCCUUCAGUGUCCUGAGAAGGGCAGUCAGUGCUGCGGGGUCCGCGGGGUCCCCGGGGUUCUGAGGCCCAGCUGUUGGGAAGGCAUGCUGGCCUCUGCACGAAAGAGGGGGUUCCCCGGGGAGACGGCUCUGAGAGGAGCGCAGUGCAGAGCUCACCUGUACGAGCCGCUGUCUCUCUGCCUCCUCCAUCUCAGGGGUUGGUUCACUUUUCCUUCUGCUCUCCGCUGCCCUGUUUGCCCGAGGGGCGGGCCUGCUUACCUCUCCCCUCCACCGGGUACUCAUGGGCCAGAGUGGUGACUCAGUGGGACCGGCCGCCUAGCAGCUGGGCGCUGUCCUCCGGACCUUGGAACUGGAAUCCUGAGCGGGAAAGCUGGAUGCUUCCUCCGUGCAAAUCAACACGAGGGCCGCCUGCCGGCUGCUUUCCUCCACUGGGCCUGGCAGACUCGGCCGCCGCCAGGAGCGACCUUCCAGAUCCCAGGGCUUCAGCACCGCGGGCUCUCCAAUAAAAGCCGUUUGGCGU
Molecule: messenger RNA, 2314 nt
Organism: Ailuropoda melanoleuca (giant panda)
Lineage: Eukaryota; Metazoa; Chordata; Mammalia; Carnivora; Ursidae
Gene: FAM174B
Product: family with sequence similarity 174 member B
Exons: 4
Coding region: 1-495 (164 amino acids)
Source: RefSeq, a predicted model, not a curated record